UUAUGUUGAUUGCUUCGCCAGUUGUCAGGCACCUGUCUGCUUUGAGUUUUGACGUUUGUAAAUGGCCAAAGCAGGCAUUCUAAUAUAUAUUACCUGCUCUCUUUCCUAAUGGCAUAUUCAUCUUGAUUUAGAUUUUAGAUUAAGCUGCCUACAUAUAUUGUUCAGGUCGGAUUAAAUUAGUGUACCAGGAUAAUGGAGGGUGAACCCGUUAACGUGAACGAGUUUCAAGAAUUGGCUAGGCUAGCUCUUCCAAAAAUGUACUAUGACUACUAUAAUGGGGGAGCUGAGGAUCAGUACACAUUAAAGGAGAAUGUGGAAUCGUUUCGUAAAAUCGUGUUGCGGCCUAGAAUCCUUGUAGAUGUUAGCCGAAUAGAUUUGUCAACUACUAUAUUGGGUCACAGAAUCUCAGCGCCAAUUAUGAUUGCUCCAACUGCUUUUCAUAAGCUGGCACAUCCUGAAGGAGAGGUCGCCACUGCCAGAGCAGCAGCUGCAAGUAACACGAUAAUGGUUUUGUCUUGUAUGUCUACCUGCACGGUGGAGGAGGUUGCUUCCAGCUGCAAUGCUGUUCGGUUUUUUCAGUUAUAUGUAUACAAGAGACGAGAUAUAUCAGCUCAGCUAGUACAUAGAGCUGAAAGAAACGGAUACAAGGCUAUUGUCCUAACCGUUGAUGCUCCCCGACUUGGUCGAAGGGAGGCAGACAUAAAGAACAAAAUGAUUGCACCUCAAUUAAACAAUUUUGAAGGCCUCAUAUCAACUAAAGUUGACCAUGAUGAAGGUUCAAAUUUAGAAGCUUUUGCCAAAGGGACCUUUGAUGCUUCUUUUUGCUGGAGGGACCUGGGAUGGUUAAGAGCUAUAACAAACUUGCCAAUUCUGAUCAAGGGGGUACUCACCCGUGAAGAUGCAAUAAAGGCUAUGGAAGUAGGCGUUGAUGGUAUUAUUGUCUCAAAUCAUGGAGCUCGGCAGCUAGAUUUUACCCCCGCCACUAGUUGUGUUCUGGAAGAGGUUGUUCAUGCUGUCGUAGGAAAAGUUCCUGUUCUCUUUGAUGGAGGAGUGCGGCGAGGAACAGAUGUCUUCAAGGCAUUAGCCCUUGGUGCACAAGCUGUCUUGGUUGGAAGGCCCGUUGUCUAUGGGCUGGCAGCGAAGGGGGAAUAUGGGGUGAAACGGGUUAUUGAAAUGCUGAAGGAUGAGCUCGAGCUGACUAUGACCCUUUCAGGCUGUCCUGGUGUGAAGGAUAUAAGUAGGAGUCACAUAAAAACGGAGCAGGAGAUACUCCACUCAAUGCUAUAACAUGAUUUGAACUCGAUAAAUGUGUAUGCAUGCUAA
Juglans microcarpa x Juglans regia is the source of this 1323-nucleotide messenger RNA. RefSeq names its product peroxisomal (S)-2-hydroxy-acid oxidase GLO4-like. Gene Ontology annotation, molecular function: FMN binding; oxidoreductase activity. Bases 193 to 1287 code for a protein of 364 amino acids. Lineage: Eukaryota; Viridiplantae; Streptophyta; Magnoliopsida; Fagales; Juglandaceae. The transcript is spliced from 13 exons. The record is from RefSeq and is a predicted model, not a curated record.